This is a messenger RNA of Paramecium tetraurelia, 1401 nucleotides long. RefSeq lists its product as uncharacterized. Gene Ontology annotation, cellular component: nuclear speck; U2-type prespliceosome; U2AF complex. The record is from RefSeq and is a predicted model, not a curated record. The transcript has 5 exons. Lineage: Eukaryota; Ciliophora; Oligohymenophorea; Peniculida; Parameciidae. Gene Ontology annotation, molecular function: poly-pyrimidine tract binding; pre-mRNA 3'-splice site binding.
AUGGAAAGUAGAAGCAGCAGUGAAGACAAGAAGGAGAAGAAGAGAAAGCGAAGUCGAUCAUAAAAGAAAGACAAAAAAAAAUAAAAAAGUAAAAAAUCUAAGGAAAGAAAGUCUAAGGAGAGGAAAAAGUCAGAGAAAAAGAAAUCAAAUAAGAAAUCGGAAAAGAAGAAAAAAAAAGACAAAGAGAGAGAAAAAGAAAAGGAUAAAGAAAAGGAUAAAGAGAAGGAGAAAGAGAAGGAUAAAGAAAAAGAUAACAAUAAGGUUGAUGCAUAAAAAUAAGGUGAGGAAGUAGAAACCAAAGAACAAAGAAUUGCGAGAUUAAAAUAAGAAAGAAGAAAAAGAUCCAGAUCUAAUUCUGCUGUCAAACAUUAUUAAAAAUAAAUACUUGCCAACAAUCCUGUAGCUAAAUCAAAUGCUCUUGGCUAUGAUAAAUAGGAUUGCUUUUGGGAUGGGUUUACUUGGGUACCUAAAACUAAUUUGCACGACAAAGUGAGAGAAGAUAAAGAAAAAGUAAUGUCAUUGACUAGUAGAAUGAGAAGAAUUCAAAUAUGCAAUAUACCGACAGGUUUAACUAAUCGAGAUCUCUAUGCUGAAUUGAGCAGAUUUAUGAAUAGAAAUUACUUAAAUGACGUUGGCAAUGCUAAACCCAUUCUUUAUUGUCACCUAAACGAAAAAGAUCGAACUUGCACUCUAGAAUUAUCAUCUGUUGAAGAAUCAAAUAGAAUGCUCAAAUUGGAGGAAAUCAAAUUACUGGAUGAAUCAUGUAAAAUUUUCAGAUUAGGCGACAGUCUCUAUGGUUAAUCGGUUAAUCAAUCAUAAUUAGUUUAAUAAGCUCAUAAUAUGGCCUAAGCAUAAGCAGCCGCAUAUCUUGCUUUAAAAUCACUAGGAUAUGCCAGAGGAUAGAGGGAAGAAGAUGAAAUUCUGGCUUAGGCAGGUAUCCCAUCCAGGAUUAUAAAGGUUGGAAAUUUCUUAAAUGUUGCUAUGGCAAUAAAUCUAAAUAAAAAUGAAUGGAAUGAAAUGCGAGAAGAUUUACUUGAAGGCUUUUCAUAAUAUGGUCAUAUAGAAGAUGAUUUCUUUGUUAAACCUUUUUAAGCAGGUCUUGGAGCCGAAGCAGGCUCUCUUUUUCUAGUUUAUACAACUAUUGAAGAUGCCUAACGCACGGUAAUAUCGAUGACUGGUAUAACAUAUAAUUAGAGAGCACUCAAAAUUAUAUUUAUUAACGAAUAAACCUAUAUUAGAAGUUACAUCCCAUUAAAAUUAAAGUAAUAACCUGAAAUUGAAGAACCACAAAUAAAUCAAGAAAAUGACAAUUAUGAUAAUGAACCAUUUGAAGAUUAAGAAGACUAUUUGGAUUAAAUGGAUAAUAAAGUUUUAGAGAAUAAUAAUAAUAAAGAUAAUUGA